Messenger RNA from Rhodofomes roseus, 474 nucleotides. RefSeq lists its product as uncharacterized. The transcript is spliced from 4 exons. The coding region runs from base 1 to 474 and encodes 157 amino acids. The record is from RefSeq and is a predicted model, not a curated record. NCBI's taxonomy places the organism in Eukaryota, Fungi, Basidiomycota, Agaricomycetes, Polyporales, Fomitopsidaceae.
AUGGCCGAGAAAUCACAAUUGCAGCAUGCUGCUGCAUCUCGUGUGCCUCUCAUCAAAUCACCUAGUCUGAGGGUUCCAAGAGCGGUGGAGCGUCCACCGGACAUUCAUCCUCUGCCCGACGAUGUCUCUGCAUACUUUGUAUAUCCUUUCACACUUGAACCGCACGUAAUCCGCCUCGAAGACUCGCGCAGAUCUACCCUUGCCGCUCACGCAGCUCGACGCGAGGCGUACCUCAAGUCGCGUGCGGAAGAGAAAGAGCGACGGAAGCGCGAAGCUCUUCGUCGGAUAGCCCCUGGAUUUGAGCCUCAGGGCACACUGCUGGUCCCUACGAAGCGACAGUCGAUAGGUCCCGGAUCGUCACCCGCUCCCCCGGAUUCGCAGAGCGGCGGUACAGGGCAUACACACACGAAGUCGGUCAUGGAGGAUCUUGUAGACCAGCUCGCUGCGCUGGAUGCAGAGCAUGAGCGAAUCUGA